This is a messenger RNA of Rasamsonia emersonii CBS 393.64, 1485 nucleotides long. RefSeq lists its product as uncharacterized. The record is from RefSeq and is a predicted model, not a curated record. The transcript has 2 exons. NCBI's taxonomy places the organism in Eukaryota, Fungi, Ascomycota, Eurotiomycetes, Eurotiales, Trichocomaceae. Bases 1 to 1485 code for a protein of 494 amino acids. Gene Ontology annotation, molecular function: DNA binding; zinc ion binding. Gene Ontology annotation, cellular component: nucleus.
AUGGCUGAUAUAUCAAAAGAAGGGCAUACUGAAGAAUCUACACUUUCAGCAUGGAUUCUUGAUAUGGACCGACGUGGUUUACCUCCACGAAUAUCAACAGUACGCUAUCUAGCGCAAUUGUUGCUUUCUGCGCGGUUAUCUUCACCUCAAGAAGCUUCUAUUGGGGAGAACUGGGUAAACCGGUUUAUCAAGCGCCAUAAAGAACUUUGCUCUAAAUACAGCCGAAAGUACGAUUAUCAGCGAGCUAAAUGCGAAGAUCCAGAGCUUAUUAAGGGCUGGUUUACACGGUUUCAUGAUGCUAUUCAGAAGUAUGGGAUCCUUGAGCAAGAUAUCUAUAAUAUGGAUGAGACUGGCUUUCAAAUGGGUGUGAUAUCAACUGCCAAAGUUGUCUGCGGUUCAGAGACAAGAGAAAGUCAUGCAAAGACUAUACAACCUGGAAACCGCGAAUGGGUUACUGCAAUUGUAGCAGUGAAUGCAACUGGAUGGGCCUUGCCUCCACAGAUUAUUCUUGCUGCAAAGAACCAUCAAUCCCAAUGGUAUAAGGUUGUCCCAAAGGAUUACCGAAUCAGCACCAGUGAGAAUGGCUGGACAAAUGAUGAAUUAGGCCUUGAAUGGCUUCAAGAGAUGUUUGAAAAGCAUACAGCUUCUCGUACUGUUGGGAGAUAUCGCCUCUUGAUUCUGGAUGGUCACAGCAGUCAUGCUACAGCAGGAUUUGAUAAAUUCUGCACAGAAAGGAAUAUUAUUCCUUUAUAUCUACCACCACAUUCAUCACAUCUGCUUCAACCACUUGAUGUAAGCUGCUUCUCGCCACUGAAGCGCCUGUAUGGCCAGAAGACUGAGGAGAUGAUGCAGAAUGGAAUCCAUUCAAUUGAUAAGGAAGACUUCCUCUAUAUCUAUCCUACAGUCCAUCAACGUGCUUUAUCCUUAUCAAAUAUUCAAAGCGGAUUUGCAGCAACUGGCCUGGUUCCAUUAUCACCUGAAAGAGUGCUUUCGAAGCUUCAUAUCCAGUUGAAAACACCAACACCACCUUCUACAGCACAUAGCAAUCAAUCUUUUAAUGGCCCAGGCAAAACUCCAGCUAAUAUAUGUCAACUGGACCAGCAAAAGAAGCGAAUUCAACAUCUCCGCAGUCAUCAAACAGUGUCUCCUUCCACACUGGAACAGGCAGUUGAUAAGGUGAUCAAAAGCGCAGAGAUCACCAUGCAGAAUGCUAUCCUAUUGCAGCAAGAAGUUAAUCAACUUCGUGCAGCAAAUCAGCGUCUAAAAAGGAAGCGAGAGGCAUCAAGAUACUUUAUAGCAACUGGUGGUAGCUUGACAGGUGCUGAAGGACAGCAAAAAGCUCAAGAGCAUGAGGAGCAACUACAGGAAUCAUCUAGACCACGGACUCGAAGGCCACCAAGAUGCAGUAAUUGCAAUCAAACAGGCCAUAAUCGGCUUAAAUGCCCUAGUAAACAGUCUCCUUCUUUAUAUAGUCAAAUUCAUUAA